This is a messenger RNA of Racocetra persica, 163 nucleotides long. NCBI's taxonomy places the organism in Eukaryota, Fungi, Glomeromycota, Glomeromycetes, Diversisporales, Gigasporaceae. The record is from the annotation of a GenBank genome assembly.
AUAAAGGCAAUGAUGAUUUCAAACAUCAAGUCAAAUUCAAAAUGGGGCUAUAUUUACUUGCUAGGGUUGGUUGUGAUAAAAAUAUUGCAGAAGGCUGCAAGUUCAUUAUUGAAGCUAAACGUCUUGACCUUCCUAAUGUGAAAAGAUGGACAAAAGAUCAUGG